AUGCCUAUGCCUAGGAAGUUUGAAGUGAUCAACGGCGCAUAUACACAUAUUCGGAGGGAAGGUUUCAUUUGGCGGUGCUCGAGUUCGAUACGAGGCAUAGGGUCCCGCAGCCAGGUUUUCUUAUUCGAGAAAGAGGGAUUUUUCUUGGGGAGACGAAGGGAUAGGUUGAUGAUGACGGACGGCGGCAAUAUCAUCGGACGGCGUGAUAGCAAUUCCAAGAUUGUAGGAGCGGCGACACAGGAGUGGACCUCUGGUGAUCAUGAUGAUUGUAAUGACGAUAUCCCAGGCCUUCCCUCGGGUAUCGCCCCCCCCGUCUUGUGUCAGCAUCUCGUCAGCAGGAAUGGGACGGAAGUAGGGGAUGGGGACGAACAACUGGAGCCAGGUGCUAAAAAAAAGAUUAAGGGACCAUAUGAUGUGCACUACACUGGCAUUAGCUUAUUUGGUGCUGUUCCAUCCUUUGGUGAUGACAAGAUAAUCAUCGGCGAAGUGAUAGCAGGGGGGGGGGAUAUGACCGUCGUGGUAGUUUGGGGGGGCAUCAAGCAUGGCAGUGGGCAUACUACAACCUGUUCGGACGUUCUCCGGAGUCCAGAAUGCGUGAUGCAGCACUAA
This is a messenger RNA of Bipolaris oryzae ATCC 44560, 609 nucleotides long. RefSeq lists its product as uncharacterized. The record is from RefSeq and is a predicted model, not a curated record. The transcript is spliced from 3 exons. NCBI's taxonomy places the organism in Eukaryota, Fungi, Ascomycota, Dothideomycetes, Pleosporales, Pleosporaceae. The coding region runs from base 1 to 609 and encodes 202 amino acids.